CUCUUUCUCUUGUAUUUACUAUAACUCUUCCUCUAUCUGUAGAAACAGAAUACACAAACACAAUGGCAUCGUCCAGCGAUGAUCCCCGGGCGCUUCGGCCUCUGAUGCCUCCUCGCCCAUUCCCUUCUCACUUCGGCUUUCCUAAACUCAACUCAUGGAGUCAUGAGAUGAAUAGAGGGGCGGCGCUGCUGAGCUCCAGAUGGAGCCCAACGCCCGAGCAACUGCAGGCGCUUGAAGACAUGUAUCGCCGCGGUACGCGAACCCCCUCCGCUGAGCAAAUCCAGCAGAUUGCGGCCAAGCUCCGGCGGUUCGGCAAGAUCGAAGGAAAGAACGUGUUUUAUUGGUUUCAAAACCACAAAGCCAGAGACAGGCAGAAGAAACGACGCCAGCUCGAGCUCUUAGCUGCCAAAGACAAUCACAUCCCACAAUCAGAAUUAGGCAGGAAAUACUUGGAAAUGGAGCAUCCUAAGAAAGUGGCUACAAUGUCUAAUUGCAGCAGCAGAGCUUCAAAGUACUAUUAUGGAGGAGAGGCACAACUUGAAUUGCGGCAACAGUGUGUAACAGCAUAUAGUAGAGAAACAAGCUGUAGAGCUAAGUUGGAUUUGUCUUCUUCUCCCAACAAUAAAGUUAUUCAAGAAAAUGGUCUGAAGAACGAUGAUUUCGAAUACAGGAUCGCUGAAAAUCCAACGCUUGAGCUCUUUCCCUUGAGCCGCAAUGGUUUGGGGACGACGAAGGAAGAGAUGGACGAUGUUCAUGCUUCAACUAAAUUAGUUCCUAAUCAGUUUUUCGAGUUUCUUCCGACAAAAAACUGAUGGUAGUGAGGACAACAAACAUGUUUCAUAUGGAACUUUGGUUUUUGCAGUAAUGUUGAAGUUGAAAACUAA
This is a messenger RNA of Salvia splendens (bonfire salvia), 884 nucleotides long. Its product is annotated as WUSCHEL-related homeobox 5. The transcript has 4 exons. Gene Ontology annotation, biological process: plant organ development. Lineage: Eukaryota; Viridiplantae; Streptophyta; Magnoliopsida; Lamiales; Lamiaceae. The record is from RefSeq and is a predicted model, not a curated record. Bases 63 to 812 code for a protein of 249 amino acids. Gene Ontology annotation, molecular function: DNA binding; DNA-binding transcription factor activity.